This is a messenger RNA of Varroa destructor (honeybee mite), 5128 nucleotides long. RefSeq lists its product as uncharacterized. The record is from RefSeq and is a predicted model, not a curated record. Gene Ontology annotation, molecular function: protein binding. NCBI's taxonomy places the organism in Eukaryota, Metazoa, Arthropoda, Arachnida, Mesostigmata, Varroidae.
AUGGCGCCCCGACGUGAGCACGGCGAGUGGCGCCAGCAAGAGGACUCCCUAUGGUAGAAUAGCGCUGGGAGCAGCCUCCCCCUUUCUGAGUUCUGGGGCUGCUUCGUUGACGGCGGUCGCUGCCGCUGUUGACUAUGUUAGUUGUAGUGUCAGUGUUGGUCCAUUGCUGCUGCCGCUGAUGGUUCCGGUGGUGAUAGUACCCGCGCUUGCCCGUGUCAGGCAAUGCCUAUGCAUGUGCCAGUUUAACAGCGUGUGUAAACAGUUACCGCCCCUAAAGGCGCGCAGUGGCAAAGCGACGCGUUCCUUUUAUCACCGCCGAAUACUGUCCUGACUGUCGCAAACACUUAGCAGGGCAUUGACGUUAGAUAUUGGCGAGACACCAGUAGCGCCAGAUACCGACAUGAAUUGCCAAGGGCCGGCCGAGCAGUGAUGCAACGUGCGGCUGCAUUCGGUGCUUGGAUUAGUUGACCAUAGGGGGUGCGUGCUAUACUGUGCAUUUAUGCGAAACGCCUAAAGACACUGGCACAACUGGACUGACCGUCGUAGAUAGAGCGACAAAGGCGCGUCAACAAGCGACCCCUUUCGACGCUUUGGCGGGUCGAGACACGCUGAGAAGCAGUAUCGUGCAGGUGGUGGCAGCUCGGCACGAAAAACGACGUCUGGUUAUACGCGAACGACGGAAGUGAUAUCGGUGCGAGCUUGGAACAGCUUUCGCGUGCAGGACCCGGUGCCAUGAGACGAGUCGUUUUUUUAUAAUUGUUUUGGCGUUCAACGGCAAGGUCGAAGCAUGUUGUGAGUCGAGACUAGUGCGGGGAUUGCGUGAGGAUCGCUGCCGUUUCUACGUCUUGCUCGCCGUCGUAAAGCUAUCGACGCAACUCUCUCUAAGUGUCCAUCGUAGAGAAUCUAGCGAUUCUGGUGAACCUAACCAAUUUAGGGUUGUUGCGGAUACUUCAACCGCGUGGGAUUGGCAUACCGCACAUCAUUUUAAAAAAGAAACGUGGUCGGAUCCUUGUGUCACCGCUAAUUCAGGUGUCUCCCUAUGGUGCAUGCUGUAGUGGUGUUUUCGGCGAUUCGAAGCGUUGAGAUAUCUUGAUCACUGGGGGAGAAGAGAAACGAGGAGUGUGGUCUGUGUAUACCUUCUUGUUAAUGGAUUUCGGGGACUAGCCUACAAAGUGAGACGCAUACGUCGAAUGUUGUUUUGGUGUCUUCGUGGUAGAUCAGAAGAUCUACUCGACAACUCAGCAUUUUCGAGGUCGCAGAUGCAGUAGCGAAGAGUUGUCGGUUGCCGCACAAAUACUCUCGCAGGCAGGUAGCCUCUAUCGACACGUUACCGAUAAAUAUUAGACGUCUGUCCCAAAGCACACCCGGUCUGUUCCGGCCUGCUGUAAUCGGAACAAUCGCUCAACUUGUGAUCGAUGGUCAUUUUCCCAACAGGCUUUGUUCCAUGUGUCUUCGCUAUUGACAGAAAGUUAUGUCAGCCCUAUUCGAUGACUAGGAAAAACAGUAAUAAUAACAAACGUGCAAAGCACGCCACCGGCACGAAUCCGGUCCCAACAUUGGCUUGAGCUCGCUCAGGUUCUUGACCUCGAUAAAUUUAUCAGAUAAGAGCGAUAUUCUCACUGUCUGCCUGCCUGCUUCUCUAUUGUCUGUGGGUACAUUCGUCCGGUGACAAAGAUCCCACUAACUCGUCGCUCAAGUCGCAAGUCGUUUAUAACGUACGUUCUUACUGCUGUGGCGUCAUUAGACAUUAACGACAAGGAAAAAUAUGCGAUCUACGGUCGUAGCGGAGUUCAAUUCACAAACAUAGCCGCAUUCGUUCUCUGUGCUUGUCCCUCCCCCUUUUUUUAAACAUGCCAGACUUCCGACAUCCGAACAACGGCUAACGUCAUUAAAUAUAGUAGCUCAGAACUGGAGCAAAAAAGAAGUCCAAAACCUAUUCUAUCCAGGUGUCUGGCCGCAUUGCAGUGAAACACCAGCUACGGUUUAUCAGAGCAAGGUCGACUGCAGUGACGAAAGAAGCAUGGGCAAGAGGGCACCUGCCGCAAAGUUAAGUAGCUGUGACUCGCGACGCGCGAGCCAAAGGUGCGUGAACCGGCAUCCAUUGCGAACAGCAGCGCGCGUGCCAUUCCUGCAGAUGCCGUUGUGGCCAGCCUCAUCGUUGCUGGAUGCAGGCCAGUAAUAAGGAUGUUGAUAUUACCGUAAUGAUGUGCCCGUAGGGCUCGUGUACGGAACUUGUCGUGGCUUGCACAAAGCGGUGGACUCUGUUUACGGGCAAAAUAGCUUGGCUUCUCAAGCGUUUGAAACAAAAUUUUUACGCUAUUGUAUCAUUAUAGAAAAGGAAUCUGGAGAGGACGAACAAGCAGAAGGAACCGCAACGCAACGGACAUCGAUGAAAGGAAUAUUUCGUUAAGAUACACGUCAGUGAAGUGGAAGAAGACAUACGCAAGCCAAGUCGAUAUAAACUUGCCUAUGCAGGAGUUCAGUGUUCACUGAAACAAGCUAAGUGUAGUUAGCCCUACCGGAUAUAUCUAAUCGCCUGAAAACGUGCGUCGCGUGCCGUUUGAUGUACAACAAUUCAUUAUUCUCCUGGAUACCAGUAAAUAGAAGAACAGCAAAGAAAGUGAUUUUCAGGUUUACCCAAUCAUCUUCAUAGUUGUUCAAUAUCCCACCACGUACGCAGACGCCGUAAACGCUGCGGGUAAACCCAUUCGCUGCACUGUCUACCUGCAACAAAUAAGCGGACAAACUCGGAAAAAGCAAAGCCAACCAAAGGCUUUCAAGCGAAAGUGCAGAAAUCGGCCCUUACGUUUGAAUCAGAUCUACUUGUGGUUAGACGUCCAGCUGCGUAUAUCAUCGGAUCCAUACGCGUUAAAAUUCACGUUAUUGCAUCGUUGUCACCGUUCAACGUUUGCAUAGUCAUGAUUAAUAACGUGUUGCUAUUGGCCGUGCUGCGAGUACGAGUUCAACGGUUGCGAACAGCGACUUUCUUCAAUAUGGGACUUGUCGUGGCUUUGUUGUGCACACUAUGGCCACGGCACACGAUGGCGGAUCGAAAUAGAUAUUUUCAUAUCUCGACAUUGUGCGUCGGAGAGCGUACAUAUCCACAGUACAAGGUCAUACACGGUGCGGUCCUAUCAUCGGAGAGCGAAAAUGAUCUCGACUGCGUUAUCACUUUUCAAACAGAUUCGAUACUACAAAAAUUUAUGCUUCGAUUUGAAAAGCUCGCGUUGGACUGCAACGAUCACCUCACGAUCUUCGAUGGAGCCCAUGCCAUCAGCAAGAAAAAGGUGGAUCUAUCGUGCCGGAGCACGCGGGCUGAUGUUGGCACGAUCUUCACGCAAAGCAACUACGUGACGCUCAAAUACACAACCGACAGCUAUAGCCAGCAGAAAAAUGGAUUCAAGCUCGUUAUCACUGCCUAUAAGGAUAUGAACAAUCCUAAACACGAGAAGUUGCCUUGCCAACAGUUCUCGUGCGGAGGUCCCCAGCAAUUCUGCAUAUCGCAGGACCUUACCUGCGAUGGAAUCAAUCAUUGCGGGGAUGGAAGCGACGAGGAUGAGCGCGCUCAAUGUAUCGAUGACAGCGGCGGCCAUCAGAUCAUGGGAAUUGGUGUGUCAGUAUUUCUGACUCUACUUCUGAUAGCGUUCACUUUCUGCAUACUGUGUAUUGCUGCCAUUGUGUUCUGUGUAUGUCGUCGAGGGCCACAGGACUACACGCCAUCACAGGUGGCAUUGCAGAACGGCCGCCCUCUAAUGAAUGGCCCCAACGGGAUGAUGGGGCCCCCAGGUCUCCAGAAUAAUACGAUCACUCCAUUUGGAACGUUUCCCGGCAAAGCGCCUGGGGAUGAACUAGGUCUCGGAGGUCUUCAGCCAGGCUCGCAUUCGACAUUCCCACUUCGAACACCGCUCAAUCCGAACGGGAAACCCGUUAACCAAUCUGCGUCUGGAGAGAAUUGGCUCGUUUAACCAAGCACAAUUAAAAGAACUAAUAAUAGUCACUAUAUAUCAUGACGUCUUGAAUAAAGACGACACGAAAAAACGAGAACUACACAGCUAACCGCGCGUUAAAGUAUCGGAAAUUUUGAUUCAGCAAUGGGAGACACGCUCCGUUACACGUAUACACAGAUUUGUACGAAAUGACAUUGAUGACAAAACAUUAGUCCGCAUAACUACGAGGUACCCAAUGGACAAUUGCUUGCUGAUCUCUCAGCUAUGCUGUUUAUUUUCCUAUAAUGAAAAAGAACGCUUGUAAUCAAUGAUUUGAUAACUAUUAAAUUACUCGCGUGAAGAUAGUGGGAUGUUGCAACGGAACUAAUGUCAACAAGAGGCGGCCCACAGGUUCCUCUCUUGGCCUUUUGUCUAAAUGUCUAGGUCAUACGCGGCAUAUCAACGUGAAGUUCCUAUUUAGUAGUUGCUAUAGGGCAAAUUGCAUCAGGGCAAAAUUGUCAAGUAAUAUCCAGUUGAUGGAUCCAAGACCAAACCCGCCGGUGAACUCUUAAGCCAUAACCCACUGCCCCCACCCAUUGGCUCGGCCGUUCGAACGGGUCCCUGUGAUGGCUUAGUCGAUAACGUAUUUGCCUGCUAAUCUUAGGGACACGUUGUGGUCUAGGUUUGAACCCGGGCAUAGACUCAAUUCGCUUCCUUGCUUGGCUUCCAUAAUAUUCGAAGCGUAGAGAGCUGUUCAAACGGACUCGGAAGUUUUUCUCAGUCAUAAGAACAAAGAUAAUUGUGCUUUAUGUUUGCUCACAUCCUACAUAGAAGUAGGUGUGGCACUGUUUGGUUGUCCUUACAAGUUAGUUAAGAAUGAUAAAAACAAAACGCACUCAUUUUAAUGUGUGUUUCCCUUUCAUCGUCUUUAUCUAGUUUUGGUGAAAGAGACAUGUCAAAAUAAUAAAACUCCAUGUAUUAUGACAUACACAUUGGUCAUGUGUAUGAAGCGACUGCAGACUUCAAACGGCUUUGACAACUGAAUCGAGGCAAGGAGGAUUGAUAAUAAUGGUUUGUUGAUUGAGAAUUAACAAUUAUCCUUCAAGCCAUGAUCUAAUUUCCAGAUUUACUGAAUAGUCUUUGCCCACGUUGUCGCAUAAACAUUUUGCAGUAUAGAAAACGUACAAAUAUCAAAAAAAAAA